UUCGUUUUUUGUAUAUUUUUGAGAAAGUGUUGCCGACUUUGACCGUGCCUCGAAUUUCCUUACUGAUGUGUGUCCGCGUUUGGUUCGGCCCGUUCGUCCGUCCGGACGCGCGUUAGAGUGGCGUGACGACGUUGCAAUCGCAGGCGCCCUGUGUUCGUUCGGGCUUCGCCAUUUUUCGCGGGCAUUGCAUCAUUCUUCGUUUACAUAUUACGACUUUGUUUCGUUUACACAUUACGACUUUUGUUACUGGCCUUGACGAUUGCCGUUGGAGCGGCUACAUGGCCAAUAAGAAUACAAAGAAGAAGAUGGCCGCUCUCAGGCUUCUCUCUGGUGAAAGAACAUUAGUAGGUUACGGCAAAGUUUAUUUUCAAGAUCGCACCGAAAACAUGCAGAAACAAUUUUAUACCUCUUGUAUGAAAAUAAACGGGAUACCCCUUCUUCCACCGAUGAUAACUGAUACCAUCAAAGAAGAAAUGAGACAUUACAAAUCAAUGGCAAUCAAAGUGGAGGAAAACUUGAGGGACAGACGACUUGUUAAACACACCAUUCAAGAUAAAUGCAUGCAAGCUGUCAUACUAGAACCAAUAGAUAAGUCAAUGAAUAUAAGAUACAGUUCAGACAGUGAUAUAUCCACUCGUGAUAUUGCAAGUGAUACCAAUAAUACAGACUCAUAUUCCAAAAUGACUAUUAUCGAACCAAUGCUGCAAGUUGAAGAAGAAACCAGAGAUAAUCAUGAUAUCAAGUCCUCUAUUUCUGAUGAACAGCAUUUACAAUCCCAAGUUUACUUAACAAACGAUAUUGCUAACAAUUUGAAACUUACAGCUGCUGUAAAUGAUCAAAAUAGGGUCGAUAUAACACAGAUGGCAUCACCAAACAAAGAUGUAACGUUGGUAGAAAAUUGGAAACCGGAGGUUCCUAGAACAUUGAACGUAGUUCCAAUAACAUUAAGUAAUGAUGAAGAAGAUACUUCUUCUUCUGUAGGGAUUUCCAAGGAGACUCCUGAAAAUCCACCUAAGUUAUCACGUCAAAGUUCUUACAUAUUAGAUACACCCAGCCCUAUAUUGCUUGCUCACAUGCAUACAAAAUUAACUGACGAGUAUAUCCCUACACCUACCACUAAUGCAUCACAACGAAAACAAUGGAAUAUAGUGCAACCUAAGGCAGAGUGGGAAAAUAAACAGUUUAUGGUAGAACACAUUGAAGAUUUAAGCAAAUUAGAAUGUAUACCGAAACAGUUAUCUUCUCAGCCUAAGGAAGAAUGGAAAAGUAAGCAGUUUAUGGUAGAACAUAUUGAAGAUUUAAGCAAAUUAGAAUGUACACCAAAACAAUCAACUUCUCAGUGUAGAGAAUCUGAUGAUUUAACAGAAUCACAUCAAGCAGAUAAAUCUGCUAGUUGUACUAAAAUGGUAAUCACUGAGGAAGAUGCAUAUAGAUCUGAUGCCAUACCAACUAAACAUAAUCAUAGACCUAAUAUAGAUUUUAAGAAGCAAAGUUCUUUAGAAAAUUCAGAGAAAAAUAGUGACACUAGUGUAUUAAAUUUGUUGAGCAGCGAGUAUGCAGGAGAUAGUAGUCCUAAAAUUCAGUCUUAUGUAGAUGAGAAACAGCAUAAUGAAAAGAAGAAUACUACAGAAUAUCAUAAUUCAUCCAUUAAAAUAAAGUCUUCCACACCAGUUAAACUCCUGUCAGUUUACAAAGAGAUCGAAGAAAUGCACAGGAAGCAGAUGCUGGAGUUGAUGGAUCGUCAGCGAAAGGAACAAUUGCUACUACAAGCGAAAUUCAAGAAACAACAAAUACUCUUUUUAGCAGAAUUAGAAAAUUGUUCCUCCGAUAUAUCACAACAAACAAAUGCAUUAAAUCAAUCGUUGAGCGACGAAGUAAGAUCAACUAAUCAUGAAGCAAGGCAACAAAUGAACAUAAACUCUCCCAGUAAUUUACAUGCUGAAACACAUGAUAAUAUUAAAUUAUCAUCAGCGAAUCAAAUGAUUGCAUGUCCGUUGGAUUACCUUUCCUCGAAAAAUUUGCACCUGCUUAAAAAACAAUCCUUUAUUGUAGACAAUUCUUCUGCGACUCUCGAUUUUGACUUUACGAGAAAAGUGAGUUUAUAUGAUACCACAUAUAAUAAUAAUAGUAACAACAAUAAUAAUAAUAACAACAAUAAUGGUAAUAAUGAUGAUAAUAACCAUUGCAAGUCGCGUGAUCUUGUAUGUAAGAAUUCCAAUGUGAGUCGACAAUUAUUUCCCUUAGAUAGUAAUACUACACAUGUACCAUGGCUAAACAUCACAGUAUAUUUCGAUAAACAUGUACAGGCGGUGAAUAUCAUCAAUGCUUACACACGUGGUUACUUAGUGCGCAGAUUAAUGCGUACCGAACGCGUUAUUACAUUGAAAAAGAUAUAUAAGGAAGCUUUGCAAUGUAUGCUUAAGUUACACGUUGAUGCGCCCUUAAACUUAGCAGAAGUGGAAUUUCUUCAUCGUCUUCAGUUACAGUGCGACGCAGCUUCCAUGAAUAUAGUAGAAUUAUUCGCCCAGUCCCCGACGAAGAGAAUGGAGAUAAUCGCGCAUGAUCGCGAAAUUAAGGAGUUUAGAACGGAACGUCCGACUUCGGUUCGAUCGUAUUCGUUUGCCACUCAGAAGACUUUAGCCAGAAAGAAUCUGAAGGAAUUCGAGUCCACAAUGGCCAAGUACCAGCGACCGUUGGCCGUUAAAAGGAAUCUAGUUAGGUCCAGAUGUCAAACGUGGACUUCAGAUAUAAGAGACAAACUUAUGUCACCGAAUACAUUGCAUCAAGGUAUCAGGAGAAGCACGAGCACGGGAGCCGUACGGAAGCCGUGGCGAUGAGAUGGAGUGCCUUACGACGUUGAUUGAACGACCCACAAUUUUACUAUUAAAAAACAAAAUACGCACGCGGAGUACGAUAAUUAUGUUAUCUGGAACGCUUCGUAUUAGCUACUCCUGCCUUCAAGAAGAAGCGUACUAGUGCCUGGAUUUUCUGACAAAUUUAUUUUAUAUUAUACCGUUACAUAUCUUGACUGAGACAUGAUACUUAUCUGUGAUACGUGUAUAUCCAACAUAUAUCGCUUCCUAUUUUCAAUUUAUUGAAGCUAAAACGGAGAUUUAUUAUAUAG
This is a messenger RNA of Cyphomyrmex costatus, 3124 nucleotides long. RefSeq lists its product as uncharacterized. NCBI's taxonomy places the organism in Eukaryota, Metazoa, Arthropoda, Insecta, Hymenoptera, Formicidae. The transcript is spliced from 7 exons. Bases 279 to 2837 code for a protein of 852 amino acids. The record is from RefSeq and is a predicted model, not a curated record. Gene Ontology annotation, cellular component: centriole. Gene Ontology annotation, biological process: regulation of cytokinesis; centrosome duplication; negative regulation of centriole elongation.